UUCCCCGAACAAAAAGCAAUCUGUAACCCAGUACAAAAAUCUGGGUCUUGCGUCGUUAACUUUCAGCUGUUGAAAUGGAAGAAAUUACACCGCACUGGGAGCAGAAGCAAGAAGGAAGAGCCGUCCCAUAGAGUCACACACCGGGAGGGCGGGGCUUAAUCCCUUGACGUCAUCAAGCGCUGCCUUCGCCGCUGGAACCGGUAGGCGAGCGGGGUGAAAAACACAACCAAAAGUCGCUGGUGGUGCGCCAGGCUUGUGCUGCUACUAUGGAAGCUGCCUUCAACUGUUCGCUUUCAAAGACUUUGUUUCGCAGUGUUCUGAAGCACCUCUUUUUAAAGGAUUUCCAUAGUAUUGGUAACUAAUCAGUUCUCUGCUGGAUGGAUCUGCAGUGGAGACCCUUUUGUUUCUGAGGCCAUUGAUGUUCUUUUCUUCUGCAGAGACUAUAUAGGAAACAGCAAGAUUUAGCAAGAUUUCUUUGCAUAGAAGACAUAUACAAAGAUGGAGCUAGAUAUCACCACAGAUGAUCUGCCAUUGAUGGCCAAUACUAACCACAUGUUGGUAAAACAUUACGUUUUAGACCUGGAUGUGGAUUUUAGAAACCAUGUUAUAGAAGGCACCAUAGUUCUUUUCCUUGAUCCUGUCAGAAGAUAUGGAAAAGGAGACAGUAAGCAGAUGGAAGAAGCCAGUCCUUUUUGGUCUGAUGAAACUUGCCAUGUUCUGACACCUGAAGCCUGCUCAGUUAUUGUGCCAGAUGCAAGUGCCUGCACAACUAAAAGUGGAUGUAAUGAUUUUGCUGUCUGUGGUAAAGGUGAAAAUGAUACUUCUGAUAAAAACGGUAGUCAUGGCAACAGGGAACAGGCUUCUGGGAUUUCUAGUUCAAAGAACUGCUGUGACAUUGAGAUUCAUGGGAGUGAAGAUUUUUUGCUGGUCCUAGACUGCUGUGAUUUAUCUGUGUUAAAGGUCGAGGAGGUGGAUGUUGCUGUUGUUCCAGGCAUUGAGAAAUGUACAAGCUCUGCCAAGUUAAUGGAUGCUUCUAAGGAUCCUGGAAAUCUUAGAAAUCAAAUUGUGCAUGAACUUGUGACAUUACCUACAAAUCAUUGGAGAGAGCAGCUUCAAUAUUACAAGCAUUGCAGCGAGGCACCUGCUUCUGGUGAGCUUCUGUUUAUUACAGAUACUUGGAGCUUGAAAAUCAGGAAAACAGGGAUCAAGCUGCCGAAGGACUUCCCUCGUGCCAUAAGAAUAUGGUACAAAACAAAGCCAGAAGGACAAUCACUUAGCUGGACUACAGAUCAAAGUGACAGACCAUGUGUUUAUACAGUGGGAUCUCCAAUAAACAACAGGGCCCUUUUUCCAUGCCAAGAACCGCCUGUUGCCAUGUCAACAUGGCAAGCUACAGUCCGAGCAGAUGCACGCUUUGUUGUUCUGAUGAGUGGUGAGAAUGCAGCGGAACCAGCAGAAUCUGAAAAAGGUAUAUUAAAUUGGUUUUAUUAUGUUACAAUGCCAAUGCCAGCAUCUACCUUUACUAUUGCUGUUGGAUGUUGGGCAGAAGUUAAAAGAAAAAGUUAUGAAACUGAUGUUCUGAAGAAUGAUGGGCUGUCCUCAAAAGCGGAUGUCAGGUUAUUAGAAAAGGCUUGCGAUCAUAUACCAUAUCCUUGUCGUUUCCAAGAUCCUACCACCUCUACUCAGGUUAUUAUUCCUCAUCGCAUCUUUGCUCCUCUGUGCCUUAAGGAAUCCUGCAAAAAGGUUUUACCCCACCUGCUUCCUCAGUGUCUCUCUGCUGCGUAUGAUCUGCUGGGUACGCACCCAUUUUCCCGGCUUGAUGUUUUGAUUGUUCCACUGAACUUUUCCAGUCUUGGAAUGGCAAGCCCACAUAUCAUCUUCCUGUCACAAAGCACAUUAUCUGGAGAGAGCAACCUCUGUGGAACACGACUGUGCCAUGAAAUUGCUCACGCUUGGUUUGGUUUGGCCAUCGGGGCACGUGACUGGACAGAAGAAUGGCUUAGUGAAGGAUUUGCUACUCACCUAGAGGACGCAAUUUGGUCAGCAGCACAAAAGCUGUCAAUCGAUGAAGCAAAGGAGCAACAGGAGCUGAAAGCGUUGCUGCGCUGGCACCGUCUUACGGAUGAAGUGCAGAACUCAGAAAGGGAUCUGCAGGUGUUAAGGCCAAACAAAGAGAAAACUGGCAAAGUGACUGAAUCUGGUUCAUCUGUAAUCAAACAUGGCCUUAAUGCAGAAAAAAAUUUCAUGCAGGUUCACUACCUAAAGGGUUAUUUCUUGCUUCGGACUUUCACAGAAAAAAUAGGAGAAGCUGCAUAUUUUGCUUUUUUAAGAAAAUAUGUGUCGGCAUUUCAUGGACAACUGAUACUCUCCCAGGAAUUUCUUCAUUUAUUAUUGGAAGAGUUCCCCCAGCUAAAAGGGUAUGGUCUGGCGAUUGAAAACAUUUUCCAGAAGUGGCUUGACUGCUCAGGAAUACCGAAGCCUUUGCUGGAAGCGAGUCGAGUUUGGCAGGAGGGUCGACUAGCCCAGCAAGUGAAGGAAGAGGUCGUAAAAUGGAUUCAAGUAAAUCAGAGGUUCAGACAAGGCACUCAAAGGAAAAGGCGGCGACAAGGAGAAGUCACUUUCCGAAAGCUUUCCCCGGACCAGCUGGUCUUACUUCUGGAGUGUCUCCUGCAGAAGAGGACAUUCUGUUCAAAAAUGUUGGAAUGCUUACAGAAAACUUACCACCUCCGUGAGCAGGAUGCAGAGGUUCGGCAUCGAUGGUGUGAGAUUAUUAUUAAACACAAAUACAUGGCAGGGUAUGCUGAUGUUGAGAAAUUCCUCAAGGAAGACCAGGCAAUGGGUGUCUACCUCUAUGGAGAAUUAAUGUUGAAUGAGGAUGCAAAACAACAAGAAAUUGCAUAUAAAACUUUUGCUGUAAUCCGUGACCACAUGGAUGCAUCCUCAGCUAAAGUAGUAGCAGAAAUGUUAUUUGCCAAGGAAAGGCAGAGACUUUAACUAUAUCUGCUACCAAAUGCUGGUGGUAUUAGGAUUUCUUUGAUUCUGGACAUCAAAGGGAGGAUUAUGUGACUGCUAAAACAAUCAGCUGAAAAACAUUUUAUGCAGAGUGCUUCUCUUUCUAGAGGGUGACAGAAGCCAGGAGGAAAAAGUCCUUCAUCCCCCUCAUGCAAACCACACAAUAAGAUACAAUUAUGAUUAUGAAGCCAAGGCCAAAAAGAAAAGAAAUAUACAGUGAGCUAAACCUUUCAGUUAAGUGAGCAUUAUAUGCUAAUUUAAACUGAACCCAGUGUGUUUUGCUUAAUUAAAAUAAAAUGAAGAUUACAGUGAUUUUUUUUCUUGUUGUUCAAGGCCCUAACUCAGUCGCACUAUGAGCAUAACAUUAACCAUAAGCAAUACCAGGGUGAAAUAUUGCUCUCUCCUAUGCCUAAUGCUGACCAGUAUAGUUUCAUUCAAAGAAAUAUGAUGCAAUCUCAAUAAUCUUUGAAUUGGUACCAGUCCCUACUUUGUAAAACAUGUCUUAGAAAUAAACUGAUUUUAUAAA
Molecule: messenger RNA, 3538 nt
Organism: Python bivittatus (Burmese python)
Lineage: Eukaryota; Metazoa; Chordata; Lepidosauria; Squamata; Pythonidae
Gene: AOPEP
Product: aminopeptidase O (putative)
Cellular component (GO): nucleolus
Molecular function (GO): zinc ion binding; metalloaminopeptidase activity
Source: RefSeq, a predicted model, not a curated record